Nicotiana tabacum (common tobacco) is the source of this 1166-nucleotide messenger RNA. Lineage: Eukaryota; Viridiplantae; Streptophyta; Magnoliopsida; Solanales; Solanaceae. The record is from RefSeq and is a predicted model, not a curated record.
GUUAGUGAGACCUUUGCUGAAAUGAUGUUUAAACAUGGUUUUGUGCAUUGUGAUCCACAUGCUGCAAACUUGCUAGUCCGCCCUUUGCCUUCCAGCCGUAGGAGCAUUUUUGGGAGGAGAAAACCCCAGUUGAUACUUUUGGACCAUGGGUUAUACAAAGAACUUGAUUACAACACCAGAAUAAACUAUGCUUCACUGUGGAAGGCUUUGGUAUAUUCUGAUGCCAAUGGAAUAAAGGAAAAUUGUGUAAAGCUGGGUGCUGGAGACGAUCUUUACGCAUUGUUUGCUGGGAUUCUCACAAUGAGGCCAUGGAAUAAAGUGAUAGAUCCUUCAGUUGAUCAUCUUGUUGUCAAAGGCACGGACAGUGACCGUUCAGAACUGCAGAUGUAUGCUUCUCAAUAUUUUCCGCAAAUCACUGAACUACUGAGGAGAUUGCCCCGGGUUAUUCUUCUAAUGCUCAAGACAAAUGACUGCUUACGAGCAGUUAAUGGGUCAUUGGUUCAAGGGCCUUCUCUUGAGUCAUUCUUGAUCAUUGGAAGGGUUUCAUCUGAAGCCGUUCUUGAGUCUAUGCUGUCGCAAAAGAGGUCGUUGUUAUCUUGGAUCAAUUUUUGGGUACAGAAGUUUUUGUUGGAAGGCCGACUUUGCGCAAUGCAUAUAGCAGUGUGGCUUUUGCAACUUCGGAAAGCCUUGACAUUGUGAAAGCAAGUAUUGUUCCAAUUUUAUUGGAUGUCCGUGAAUGAGCUGACAUACUGAAAGCAACUAACAAUCAGGAGAUGGUAAAUCUGGAAUUUUGUUAUAAUUUAGAGAGCGGAUACACCGAUUCUUUUUCAAACUCAUCCUCUCAGCUUGAUCUCCCGUUGGAGCAGAGCCUGGAAGAUCGCAAUUCUUUUGUAAUAAGUCGCGUUUACAUUUUUUAAGCAGAAUGAUUCUUUUACAGUAGGAAAGGGAAACAGAAAAAUGGAUUAGUCCAAAGAGCGGCUUCUGGUUGUACAAUCCUUUAGAGGAUAUCGUAAGAUGAGAACAUAUUUAUUGGAAUAUUGUGGUAACAACAUACCCAGUAUUAUCCCACACUAUGGUGUCUCGGGUAGUGUGUACGCAAACGUUACCCCUACUUGUGGAAUAUUGUGGUAAGUUGGCAAUAAAAUGUGCAAUUUUUGUUUUUUGUU